This is a messenger RNA of Psilocybe cubensis, 2073 nucleotides long. RefSeq lists its product as uncharacterized. NCBI's taxonomy places the organism in Eukaryota, Fungi, Basidiomycota, Agaricomycetes, Agaricales, Agrocybaceae. The record is from RefSeq and is a predicted model, not a curated record. Bases 1 to 2073 code for a protein of 690 amino acids. The transcript has 2 exons.
AUGGAGGUAUUGUUAGCUCAUCACAGUAUACCACAUGCUGUCAUGCGUACGAGUCGUUCUGCUGGCUCCUUGGACCUUGGGCUCCUGGUCAACACUCCUUUCGUUCAUUCAUUGAUGUCAGAAUCGUUCACUUUCAGCUCGCUUUCCAGUGCUUCAAGUAGCUCGUCGGCGGCUCCUCCCUUUAUAAAUGUUGGCAAAUUACCGAGUUUUGAGAUGAUUGAGCUAGGGGAUCAUCUAAAAAUGUUUUCAUCUGGCGGAGCUGGACGUUCCGAGGACGAGUCUGGGCAAUCAUUGAGCGCAAAAAACGUUCUCAUAUCUGCGCCCACCUCUCCCAGGCUUAAGAAGCUGCUUAAGGAGUGUUUAAGCAUUUCGAAGUGGGUUGAAACCUCUGUGGGAUGGCAACCUCCUGGUCAUAUUCCUUGGGAAAGCAUCGAAGAUAUUGCAGAGAUAUAUUGGGUCCCUGAAGGCGCAAUAUUUCCCCCUGAUUAUCUUUCUGCGGCGUUAUCUCAAUUCCGGCGGUCGCGUUGCUAUUCUCAAAUUCACUCAGAAAACUCUUUGGAUGAAUUGAUGUGCGUCGUUCCACCGACGCGUCAGCCGUCAGCGAAAGAACCUGUGGAUUCGGAUUUAUUGGAUAUGAUGCGCGAACUGAAAGGCAUGAGAUCGUAUUUCCAGGAUUCACAGAAUGUCUGCGAUGAUAUCUCGGUACCAUCUCUGGUUGUGUCAGCCUCGGACAUUACUUUGCCAUUACACCAGGAAUCUUCAAUCGGUAUCUCUCGCUCUGGAUUGAAUUCUCUUGCCAUUCGCAGAGGAAAAAAGGAUCCUCCAAGAUUAUUAUUGCCAAAAAGCAAGUCUGCGCAGGAAAUAUUAUAUCCUGGAAUCCCGACUGCAUUUUUGGGGUCUCCUUCGAGGCAUCAUCCAAAGUUUGAGAAUGGCAAGGAUAAACCUUACUUAGAAUUCGAGCAAAUGAUCAACAACCUCCGUCUACAAUGUUCCACGAUGUCUUUGCAAACGCCGCCCGUCGACACGUCUUGGAACUCAAGGUCGAAUGCCGAAUGCACUGACCAUUCUGCAGAAGAGGAUCUUGAUGAAUGGUCAUUCGCUAAUGAAUUUCUUAGCACCCAUAAGAAUGUAUCCUUGUCGCGUUCAAUGCUCGGUUCAACAAUGACUAGCGAUAUUCUUUCUUCCACCAUCACGAGAAAAACGGUGGAUAACUUACAAAGCAUUCGGCAUGAAUUCAAUGAAUCGGGUCGAAAGGAUGUAGACAAGAAGUCAAAGGGGUCUACUGAUAAUCUAACGCCCACUUCUUCGGAGUCUGCACCUAUCAUGGCUCAUACAGCGCCUUUACCACUACGGUCAGCCAUGAUAAAACCUGUUUUGUAUCCGCGCUUAAGGCCCUCUAAGAGCGUUCGCUUCCGUCUCACACAACAGGAGUUUCAGAGGUCAAUAUCCCCCACCCCUGUUAAGGACGAUACACCACAGGAGACUGUUCCAGCCCCCACCACAUCCACAAAACAUCAGUACCAAAGAGUACUAAAACGCCUACCUUCUACUGGUAACUUGUCGAGGAGAGACUCGCAAAAGCACUCAAAUCAAACCGUUCCUUACGUUGUUGGUCUCACGAGGGGCGACUCUCACAGACAAUCCAAUCAAGCCACUCCUUCUGUUCCUGUUUGUUCGAAAAGUAAUCGUGAUAGAGGCUCAUGCCAAACUCAUGCCCAUACCAAAAACCUUCCAGGAAAAACUAGACAUAUCAAUGGUGCUUCGGGCACUUCUCUUCGUCGACUUGAGUCUCCUACCGGACAGUCGGCAAGCGACUCCUUCGAUGCGAUGUCCUUGCCCUCAGACAUGACGACACGCAAGUCAAUGCAUCCACUAGGUAGACACUCUUUGAGCCGUAUCAUCAAAGGGCCAAUCUUUCCCGCUCGAGAUAAGCGCGCAACAAUAUCUUCUGGCAUGAAUAUCAUUACAAAAGAUGAGAAUUCGAUCAGGCGAGAGAGCACUUCUAACACAUCUAUCAGCAGGAAAAGUCGUAUGCCAGUGCCGCUUCGGAAUAUACUCACCCGCUUUAAGUAG